AUGUCCUACAAAUAUUCAGCCUCAUAUGGUGAUGUAAGGUCCCGAAAAGUAAAAACUGAUUAUAAAGACUCUGAUUCGAUAUAUAAUUCAGGAAAAUCUAAAAAUAAGGACAGAAGAUAUUCUCAGUCAUUCAUAAGUGUAGGCAAAAAGGAUUUGCGCAAUCUCGCGAUACUUAUAUUAGUUGCAUUCAUUGUGAGAUUAUAUCGAAUCGACCAACCUACUUCAGUGGUAUUCGAUGAAGUACAUUUUGGUGGGUUUGCAACAAAAUACAUAAGGGGAAGGUUUUUUAUGGAUGUACAUCCACCAUUAGCAAAGUUACUUAUCACGCUUGCUGGUUUAUUGGGAGGUUUCGAUGGAAGCUUUGAUUUUAAAGAAAUUGGCAAGGAUUAUUUGGAACCUAAAGUACCAUAUGUAGCAAUGCGUCUAAUGCCCGCUUCUCUGGGGAUUUUCCUAAUACCAAUUUCUUAUUUAACCAUUAAGUUAUCAGGAUUUAGUAGUGCUGCAUCAUUCUUAGUAGCUACCUUAAUAAUAUUUGAAAAUGGAUUGGUAACUCAAAGUAGGCAUAUUUUAUUGGACGCACCUCUUGUUGCUUUCACUGGUUUUACAAUAUUAAUGUGGGUGAAAUUUCAUAACGAACAAAGGAGACCUUUUCAAUUUCGUUGGUGGGUUUGGAUGGCAAUGACUGGUGUAGGACUCGGACUUACAGUGAGGUUUGAUUUAUGGGAUUUACUUGGUGAUUCAAGAAUAACGUUGAAUCAAUGGGCAAAACAUUUUUUCGCCCGAGCAAUAUGCUUAAUUGUGAUUCCAGUAUCAUUGUAUUGUUUAUUUUUUGCUAUACAUUUUGCAAUCUUACAACGUAGCGGUGAUGGAGAUGGAUUUAUGAGUUCUGAAUUUCAACAUACUUUGCAAGGACAUGGCAUGCAAGAUAUGCCAAUAGAUGUUGCAUUUGGUUCGCAGAUAUCUAUUAAACAUGUUAAUACACAUGGAGGAUAUUUACACUCUCAUAAGCACAAUUAUCCUGGAGGUAGCACACAACAACAGGUUACCUUAUAUCCACAUAAAGACGACAAUAAUUUCUGGGUUUUACAAAAUCAAACCGAUCCCGAAGUAUCAUUCAACGAAACUGUUCCUAAUUGGGUUCGUAACGGUGAUAUAAUUCGGCUUGAACAUAUCAUUACUUUCAAGAGGUUACAUAGUCACGAUGUAAGGCCUCCAGUUACUGAUGUAGAAUUUCAGAAUGAAGUCAGUGCUUAUGGUUAUCAAGGAUUUGAGGGAGAUGCAAAUGACUUUUGGCGUGUAGAGAUUGCAGAACAUGAUAAAUCAGAUCCGGAAUCUAAAGAGCGCCUUCGUACACUUCACACAAAAUUCCGACUUCAACACACUAUUACAGGUUGUUAUUUAUUUUCCCAUUCCGUAAAAUUGCCUGAUUGGGCUUAUGGUCAGCAAGAGGUUACGUGUGUAAAGGGCGGAAGUUAUCCGAAUACACUUUGGUAUAUUGAGGCAAAUUCGCAUCCAAAACUUCCGGAAGACUCUGAGAAAGUGAAUUAUAGGAGACCAGGAUUCUUUAGAAAGUUAAUUGAAAUUAAUAAA
Funneliformis mosseae is the source of this 1590-nucleotide messenger RNA. The record is from the annotation of a GenBank genome assembly. Lineage: Eukaryota; Fungi; Glomeromycota; Glomeromycetes; Glomerales; Glomeraceae.